Molecule: messenger RNA, 825 nt
Organism: Nelumbo nucifera (sacred lotus)
Lineage: Eukaryota; Viridiplantae; Streptophyta; Magnoliopsida; Proteales; Nelumbonaceae
Product: DNA-directed RNA polymerases II and V subunit 6B-like
Biological process (GO): transcription by RNA polymerase I; tRNA transcription by RNA polymerase III; transcription by RNA polymerase II
Cellular component (GO): nucleus; RNA polymerase II, core complex; RNA polymerase III complex
Molecular function (GO): DNA binding
Source: RefSeq, a predicted model, not a curated record
UCUCAAAUACUUUAAAUCUGCUUCGGGAGUAAAAGAGAGACCAGAGUUCGGAGACGGGAAGUACAUAUUGCGAUUGCGAUUAGCAGGCAGGGUUUUGCUUUGCAUAUUGCGGGAGAAGAAAAGCUGCGUAGACGACGAUGGCGGACGAGGACUACAACGAAAUGGAUAUGGGGUAUGAAGAUGAGCCAAUAGAACCUGAGGUUGAGGAAGGAGCAGAGGAGGAUGUGGAUAACAAUAACAAUGAAGACGUCCCUGAUCCUCUUAUGGCUGAAACGGAAGAGAAGGAGGAACAAGAAUCAGUUGAGCGACGAAGAAAGACAUCAAAAUAUAUGACUAAGUAUGAACGUGCUCGUAUCUUGGGUACACGUGCCCUGCAGAUCAGUAUGAAUGCACCUGUGAUGGUUGAGUUGGAGGGUGAGACUGAUCCGCUUGAGAUUGCAAUGAAAGAACUCCGAGAGCGAAAGAUACCCUUCACCAUACGACGCUACUUGCCUGAUGGAAGCUAUGAAGAUUGGGGAGUUGAUGAGCUGAUUGUGGAAGAUACCUGGAAGAGACAGGUGGGAGGUGACUGAUCGAUGCACAUGGUUUGGAACAAUAUUAAGAAACGUUCACUGACAUUGUCAAAGAGGUUUUGGUAGCCACUGUAAUUUGAGUGGCAAAGACCUGCUCUUUCUAUAGUGUGUUAAUGCCAAGCUACGAACUUGUAUACCUGUAAUUGUGUUUUAGUACUAGAGUGCGUGAAGAUGGACAUUAGAAUGGAUUGUGGAAUACAAGAACAAUGUUUACUGUAGACAGUUCUCUUGGAAAUUAAAGAAAGUCUUACCU